Molecule: messenger RNA, 1302 nt
Organism: Stereum hirsutum FP-91666 SS1
Lineage: Eukaryota; Fungi; Basidiomycota; Agaricomycetes; Russulales; Stereaceae
Exons: 2
Coding region: 1-1302 (433 amino acids)
Source: RefSeq, a predicted model, not a curated record
AUGUCUCCAUCUACCCGGAUCUCUGCCUUCUUUGGUACUGUGGCCACCUUUCUCUGUCUCAACAAGGCCAGCGAGAUUACGGACACACAAAUCAUUCAAAAUCAGGCCAAAGUCGAGACCCAGCCGGUCGGCAUCAAGAUCGAAUGCCCCGCGUUCAAGGUCGCGCCACACAUCGCAGAGUCCGUUGUCCUCGACAGGGGCAAAUACAGCAUCCCUUGCCCAUUACAGGCCAAGCUUCUCCCAAUCAAAACACGAGCCGACAAGAAGAGGUCGAAAACCAAUGUCUUCACUCUCUUUGACCGGACGGACAAUAAGACCACCAGGUCCCAGUCCACACCCGCAAUCUCUGUCGAUUCAUUUACCCUUCGGACGGCAGUCGACUCAGUCUCCUCCCGAGGAUAUCCCGAAUCGAUAAACUCUCUGCGUACUGUCGCUAACCCGGUCAGGCCCUUUGUGUCUAAACGACAAUCGACGCCAUUCUCCUUCGCCCGUGCCAAGGAGACCUCACUCGAAGGUGCAAAAGAGUAUCUCGAAUACCCGGCGGACAUUUUGCGCAAUGAAUAUGACGGCUUCGACCACUACAAUGCACCCUGCCGGGGCUUCGAGCAUGCCCCGAUCUCGGAAGGUCAAUGGCUAUGCGGAUCCAAUAUCCCCUCGCCCGAUCUCCCCCAUACCCCCAUACCGCCUCGUAACAGCUAUAUACCCCCUCCUGCUUUGAAUUAUGGUCCGAACACCUAUAACCCAUGUCUGUACGACGUCGGCCACGCUCGUGCCUGCGCCGACGCCACCUAUGGCCAUCUUCAAUCCACUUGUCCCGGCCUGACCACUAUCGCCGCCAACGAAAGACUUCUCAAGAUCAACGGCUCUUGGUAUAUCGUUACCUCCAUACCUUUGGUCCCCGGUCAUUAUCUCUAUACCAGACAAACCUUGUGGACUCCGGAUAUCCCGGCAUUCCCGCAUGGGCAUGAGGUGAAGAGGUGCCGGACGGAUGGGGAGAGCUUUUUCGGAUUGUCGCCGGAAGUGAUGGGUGGGGGUCAGUGCGGCGAGAACGAUAAUUGCGAGUUCGCGGUGAAGCGGCAUGGUCUGUGGCACGUCGUAACGAUGGAUCCGACACAUGCGGAUGUCAACGAGAGAAGAUCGGGUUUGUUGGAGAUGGUGUCGGAGUGGACGAAGGAAGAGACGAACGAACUCGACAAGGAGGCAUUCGAGGUGUUUGGCGGGGGAGAGUGCAGAGCCAAAGUAAACGAGAUAGACAGAGAGGCGAUGGUGGCCUCGAAGACUUGGUUGAGGACCGUGUUCUAG